AAAUUUUACGGCAUAUGUACGGCCCAUUUGCUUAAAUUGCCAGUUGACGACAAUUCUAUCGCUUCACUCCACCGCCUACUUGAUUCUCCGUUCCACUUUCAUUAGGCCUCAGACGGUCAGCACGAACGUGCUAUAAACCAGAUCCGGUAUGUCUUCAGCUCAAGAAAACGAGCGAGAAGUUUCUGGGAGCGUUCCCCUCGAGGAAAUCGAGCGAUCAGGAAAGCCUGCGUUUGUUCUUUCUCUCACCGAGGUCAAAUUACUGGGAAUCGCAGGGGUUGGAUUUUUUCUCGAUGCUUAUGACCUCUUUAUCAUCAAUCCUGUCCUGACAAUGCUCCAAUAUCGUCUAUAUGGCGGGAACGCACUUCCUGUUGGACUCCAUGGAUUUGUCAAUGCCUCUGCGAAUAUAGGAAGCGUUAUUGGUCAAUUCACAUUCGGAUACCUCGCAGACGCCUUGGGUCGUUCAGCAAUCUACGGCAAAGAACUUAUGCUCAUCAUUUUUGCGACUAUCAUGUGCCUUACUACCCCAACGGGCUCACUAUCUCCCAACAGCUCGCUCAUAUAUCUGGGUAUUUUUCGUAUCAUUCUUGGAAUUGGCGUCGGUGGGGAUUAUCCGAUGUCCGCCUCUGUCACUUCCGACCGUUCGAAUCUGUACAAGCGCGGAACAAUGCUAGCGUAUAUCUUCGCUAAUCAAGGAUGGGGCAGCUUUAUAGGCUCCUUGAACACUGUUAUUGUUCUUGCCUGCUACAAACAUGUCAUGAAUGACGAGGGCGAGACGAGUAAGGCUGACGGUGUUUGGAGGAUAGUCGUUGCCCUCAGUCUUAUUCCGGCCUUUGCAACACUUUAUCAGCGACUCACGAUGCCGGAAAGUACGCGAUACACUGAAGCAAGACGUAUGGCGGAAAAUCAAGAAGCGGAUCUCGAAAAAGAGGUUCGGGCGCUCAAGAAUGUCGGACACAACACGGAGGGCAUAGCUGCUUCUUCAUCACUUUCUGGAUCCGAUAUUGAGAAGGAGGACCGGACUCAGGAAUCAACUGUGCCUCCAUCCCAAAAUGGUCCCGCGAACCCAGAGGCCAUCGCAACAAAGAAGGACAAGGCCCAGAUUGGAGAAUUCAUUGCAUAUUUUUCCGAAUGGCGUCAUGCCAAACAUCUCAUCGGAACCUGUGUUUGUUGGUUUUUACUUGAUAUCGCCUUCUACGGCAUCAAUCUCAAUCAGAAUGUUGUCCUUACUCAGAUUGGGUUUGCUGGAAAGACGGGGUCCGAUUGGGAAAAGUUAUUCAAGGUCUCCACUGGGAAUUUGAUCGUAACAGCGCUCGGAUUUGUUCCAGGAUACUACGCCACUGUCCUCACCAUUGAAAAACUCGGGAGGAAAUGGAUCCAGAUCCAGGGUUUCUUGCUCGCUGCACUGUUCCUUGGUAUCCUUGCUGGAAAGUUCAACACCUUGAGCCACGCCGCCUUCAUCGUGAACUUUGCGCUCCUUCAGUUUUUCUUUAAUUUUGGAGCCAAUGCUACAACCUACUGCUAUCCUGCUGAGGUUUUUCCUACGAGGUUCCGUGCGUUUGCCCAUGGCGUCAGUGCUGCAUCUGGCAAAGCAGGCGCUAUCAUUUCCGCGCUCGCAUUCAACGCUCUUAGUCAAGAUAUCGGUACCCCCGCUGUCCUUUGGAUUUUCUUCGGAUGCUGCAUAGCAGGCGCAUUCUUUACACUUCUGCUUCCUGAAGUGAAAGGACGAGAUCCUGACUUGGUUCUUGCUCAAGAAAUUCGUGAGGCAAGAGCAAAUCAGCAGGUGUUAAAAGGUGUCACGUAGUGAUCCCCACUUAAUUAAGGUUUGUCGUUAUAAAUACAUGUAACUGUAGUUCUGGAUGAUGGCACCUCCUCACCAGUGUCAAUACAUACAGUACGUCUCAAAAAGUGUAAAGUAGUACGGACUACAUAUUACCGUAACGUUCAUAGUCGUACCAGGUCGUACUCAUGUUGUACAUUUUACCACUAGAAUACCAGUGUGCACACAGGUAUUUGUAUGAAGUCGUGAGAAUUUGAGAUGUCUAGAUUUGCCGUGCAUUGACGAUUUUCCGGUCCUUUCGAACGCUG
Lentinula edodes (shiitake mushroom) is the source of this 2085-nucleotide messenger RNA. Its product is annotated as MFS general substrate transporter. Bases 149 to 1801 code for a protein of 550 amino acids. Gene Ontology annotation, cellular component: membrane. Lineage: Eukaryota; Fungi; Basidiomycota; Agaricomycetes; Agaricales; Omphalotaceae. Gene Ontology annotation, biological process: transmembrane transport. The transcript has 11 exons. The record is from RefSeq and is a predicted model, not a curated record. Gene Ontology annotation, molecular function: transmembrane transporter activity.